UCUCCUUUUUUUUGCCUUGGCUGCUGGCUCUGCUCCAGCAUCCCUUCGUGCCUCUCGUGUGCUCUCCUCCCCCCUUCAGCAUAUGUCUCCCCCUGUGGGGCUUGUUUGCCAGCCUGAUUCCCCGGCUGCAGCUGCUGCUGCUGCUGCUGGAGCAGUGGAGCUGCCUGCUGCGCUUCUACACCACUAUCGCUCUGCCUUGCUUCCCCUCUCUGCCUUUUACCUCACGCUCUCCUUUGCUGGAUAAUCGCUGCCGACUCUGCAAGAGACAGUGACAAAGAGGACGGGAAGGGAGGGACAGAGAGACUGAGAGCCCGCGCUCUUCACUCAACUGCUGCAAUCUUCAGUUUUUCUUUCCCUGUGCUUUCCUGGGCUGCUGGAGUGCAGCGCAGUGAACGACUGGUCAGGAGAGAGCGUGAGGAAUUUAUCCUCCCUUCUUUGCGCUUCCUUCCUCUGUUCAUUUCUGGGACAGAGUGCAGAGGAGGAGAGAAGAGGGAGGGACUGGGCUGCACAGCUCAGUGUCCCACCUUGCUCCAUAAGAAAAACACACACACAAGACACACAUAUUUACAUAGACUGGACUCAGUUCAGGUUGACCAGACUGGCAGACGGGGACAGAAGACACACAGACUGACAGCAACACAGACAGACAGACUUGGUGUCAUGGCGUCAGUGGACAGGACCGGUUCGAGUGUGCCUGGACGGCUGAGAUCAGGGGAUCUACUUCACGCUGGCCUGGCAGUUGCACUGCUGCUCGGUGUAUGGAGUGUCGGUGGACUGGAGGUCUCCACAGGUAAAGUGUCUUCAAUUGAAGCAAUGAAUGGCUCCACAGUCCUGCUGCCCUGCACCUACUCCUCCUGUAUUGGCAUCAAAAACCUCUACUUCAACUGGCACUAUAAUGACAAUGGAACCAUGAUCAAGUUGUGUGAGGCGGUGAUUCCCAUCGAAGGUGUGGAGCCCAGGGUCAAUGUGUACCACGAGCGUGUGGAGUUUGUUGGCUCCUCCAAGAAGAACAACAUCUCCAUCCUGCUGUGGAACAUCACCUUUGAAGAUAAUGGACAGUACAUCUGCUUCGCCAGGAACCCAAAAGAGAAGAACCGCAACCACAGCGCUGUCUUCACACUGACAGUGGUGGACCAAAUGAAGGAAGUUGACAACACUUUGACAGUCAUCAUUGUCUCAGUGCUGGGUGGAGUCAUUGGCUUAGUGAUCAUCGUCAUGGUGAUAAAGGCCUUGGUUGUUCACUUCCUGCUGAAGGAUGAUGAGAAAAAUAAAGAGUGCCUGGUGAGCUCCUCAGGGAAUGACAACACAGAAAAUGGACUUUCAGGAGCCAAAGCCGACAACAAAGGGACACCAAAGGCAUGAGCAAAAUGCAAAGUAUGUCUGUAUGUUUGUAUAUAUGUUAGACAAAUGUACUCGCUGAGAGGAAAUGCUGUUAUCAAUGGACUGUUUUAUCUUACUAGUGGCUAACCAAUACAACAUGUAAAUGUCUAUUUUAAAUCAUGCUUGAGACUUGGGAAGUGUGGAAUGUGCACAGGCCUGGAUCACUCUCUCACUUACAUGGCAGCUCAUUUGUUACACAGUAUACGGCCUCUGUUCAAAUCAAAUUCUGCUCUACAUCUUACUGAAGCCUAACACUUUUACCUGCAGCAGAGCCUCAAGUGGACUCUCUCGGCCUUCACUUGUAGUUUCCAUACCCUUGUUGAGGAUACAGAAAUUACACUUUUUAUGUUUACUUUAACUCUGCUUUAACCACGUGCUACAACAAAUAGUAACUAGGUCCUCAAAUGUAUUAAACAGUGCUCAUUUGAAGACCAAAUUUCAAUUUUCAACUUCAACUCGGUUUACAAGCCACCAGUAUGCUUCAUUCCUGCUUUGGAUUUCAAGAGGCUCUAAUGUAAUCCACAAGUCAAACUUGGACCCAAACAGACCAGUGAGAACACACACUUUGAUGCCAUGAUGCACUGCCGUACUGCCAUAUGAACUGAAGAACAGCACAAAACUGCUGAGAUGCUACUCUCUAACUCCUCACUUGAGGCCUCCUCACCUGCGAGCCCAAAUAGGAGGACCGUUGUUUACAAAUGGAAGCCAAUAUUUUUCAGUCAUAUGAAAUAAAAUUUGUUCUAAUUAAAUCCGGAAAAUAUACAUUUUUAAACGCUUGUUGUAAAAUGACAGGUAGUAAUAAUGUAAUGUAGUACUGAUUAAACAUAUAAAUAAAGCUUACUUGUUUUGUGAGCAGCUAGCAUACCAUUAUGUUGGUUUGUUAAAGGUCUUUAAAGCUAUUUUUCCUGUCCUAUUAGUCUAACCAUCAACCUUAACUACUGCAGUGCUAGCCUGAACCUCAUCUUUCACAUUUACUGUUGGGUCCAGGUUAGACACACCGUUGGGGUGUUUGGUUCAUUAAUGCCGAGGGCAGAUUUUGCUGAGACUCACAACUUGGCUGUCUUAGGUGACUGAAGGAUCCAUUUCUGCACAGGUUUUAUUGUUCCGCUUUAGAUGAAACACAGGUGCCUGUUCUGCUUCUGCUCCCUCUGCUGGUGGGAGGAUAAAAACACAGAAAAUUUAUUUAAAAAAAAAAAGAAAAAAGAAAAAACAACCAACCUUAACCUAACCCUCAUCAAAGACAAUCCCCAGACUACCCAGCUCCCUAUAGAAAGGAAUGAACUUAAUCAUGCUGCUUCUGACAAAUAACCAAUGCAUUUUUAGCAUGUGCACAUUUUAUAUAACUUCAUAUAAGUAUAUGUUGUCUCGCAUCACAGUACAGGAACAUUUUUGUGUCUCUAUAUCACUCGAAUUAAUCCACCCUCAUUGGCCUCAACUGACUGAAGCUCUGUCAAUGCUUGUUAAGGACCUCACAACACUGCUAUAAUUUUUUUUUUUUUUUUUAAACCCCCUAAACCAGGUCAGGGCGAUUGAAAGGUGACUCUUCUUUUAGAGUAUUGGCCUGUAGGUAUUUGUUGGUAAAAUAAGGUGAAAGACAAUUUAUAUUAAUUCAAAAGUAAAAUUAUUUUGGUAUCACUAAAUAUAAAUCUCUCUCAAUAUAAAAACUCUGCUAGAGAAAUUUAAGAAGUUGGCACUUUGCUCAAUGGCACAUCAGCAGGAUGUAGUGACAGUGGAGAGAGCAACAUACGGUUUGCAAAUCUCUGGAAUUCAGUUGCACGUUUCCGCACUUGGGUAGAGACUCAAACUGUCCAAUACAAACUUUCUCUGAUAACUAUUACAAAAACCUUUUACACAUAUGGUAUAUGUAUUUGUAAUUCUGCUGAGAUAGUCCAAAUAAGUCCACCGAUACUGGCUCAGUAUUGCAAUUAGCACAGCGCUGGGACAGAUCAACUGUAAAGAAUGUAAACACUCUGUCAGGGAAUAGAUGUAAAAUACUGUAUUAAUAUAGUCCAAAAGUAUAUUUUAAUUAAUCAUAAAAAAUGAUAGUCAAUAUGUUAAUGUUAUAAUCACAUGAAUGUGUUAAUAUCUCAUCAGGCAAGCAGUUCAUUUGUCUUUGCCGAAUGUCUUAUUCUGUGUGACUCAACAACCAGCCAAUACUUUCAGUGUUUCACUCAGUUCCAAGUUCAGAUUAAACAAAAGCUACUUGUUGUGAUAGUAUCUAAAUAUUUGGGGCAAUAAAGAUUGUAAGUUUCAAGUUUGUUUUAUUAAGGGUACAGAUUAAUAUGAGUUAAACAGUCUGGAGGGAGCUGGGAGUUGAGAGUUAAAAAAAAAGAAAAAAAAUAUGAUAUAAUGUGUAAAUUUAGUGAUAGAAUGGACUGAAACUAAUUAUCUCGUAACGUUCUACAACCUUGAUUCAUAACAACCUGGGCCCCUGUGUAAACAUUUCACAAAGUGGUGAACCCCAUCCUAUCCUUGCUUUUUAGUUAUUGAGUCUUUUCAAGGAUGCUCCUUUCAUACUCAGUCAUGAUACUAUCACCCAUUACCAAUGAACCUGUAAUGGGUGAUAGUAUCACCUGUGGGAUGUUCCAAACAGGUGUUUUUUUGAGCAGUACACAACUUCCCUAGUCUUUUGUUUCCCCUGUCCCUACAUGUCUGAAAUGAGUUGCUGGUAUCAAAUUCAGAAUAAGCAUAUAUUUACAAAAAUCAAUUAAGCAGAUGAGAUAAAACAUUAAAUAUACUGUCUUUGUACUGUUAUUUAUUUAGUAUAUGUCAAAAGGGUUAUCCAAUAAUCACAUUGUGUUUUAUUUAUGUUUUACACAGCGUCCCAACUCAUUUGGAAUCAAGGUUGCGGAAGUAAACACAUUUUGUUUAAAUCAACCAAAAAGAGGAAGUCAACAAAAUCUUUGUAAUAUCACCUCAUCUUGGGAUAAGUCAGUAUGAAUGAACUAAUGCUAAGAUGCCCAUUAGAAACUAGAAGCCGCUCUCUCAGUGCAACUCUCAGUCCUGUGAUCUGGCAGACGUGGCCUGCCAUGCCCCCACACAUAUCUUGAAUAGCUAAGACAGCUGAAAGCUACACACAAACAUACGCACAGGCAUACAGGCCGACAUGAGUACUCACACGCUAAGAGCCACUUUGAUACCAGACAUUAGUGCACAGGCCUUGCAUACAAACAAUACAGCACUUUCACACACUUUCGAGUGGGUGCACAAAACAGGAAAUCUGAUUUCAAAGUCGUGGCUCUUUUAUAAUACACAAGUUAACAAGAACAUUUUCACGUCAUGUUUGUCAUGUUUGACUGAGAAGAGUAUUGUGUCAAAAUGGUUUUAGCAUUUGUCUCACUGAAACAGAGCCCUGCUGCAAAAUUUUAUUUUAUUUUUCUAACUGUUCUCUUUGUCAGCCUGCUGCUCUCUAAUACUCGAGUGCAUUUCCCUUCUUGCUUUCAAUGGAAGCAAUAAGACAGACAUCAGAUUAUGCAAUAACCUGUUAUAAGGCACUUUAUGGAUGUGUCUGGACUGGCUGUGAUGGCAACUCUGUCUGUCCAAGGCACUGUUCAUUGCAACGAUUUACGUAACUACACUGUACUAAUGUAUCUCAGUUGAACUAAUGCAUGGACAUUAGAUUCAUAUAUCAACAUUAGACAGUAAUCUGCUUUGGAAAACCGUCAUAACUACUAACACUGUUAACCUGGCAGUGUUAGAAGUGAUACAGUAUUCUUGUUGUGUUAUAAAACUGUGAAUGUCAUGGAUUAAGGAAGUGCUACUUGCCACACACACACACACACACCACAGAUACACACUUGCCUUCUCAUUGUGUGCACAUCCCUCUGUAAAAAGGGUAUAUAUGUACAUCAAAAGUCUUCCUAUGGGGAAAAGCAAUACUGUGGAGUUGACCUGUCUGUGCGUGUACUUUUCUUACCAUGUACCUUUAACCCUGACAUUGCAUAACAAAUUAGUGGUUUCAUGUAGGGAUUGUGAUGCAUAACGUAUACUGUACAUUUGCAGCCAUGGUUCCCACUGUUUUCUUCUGUGAACUUUAGCUUGAUUUUUAUGUUUUCUGGAGUGAAGUCCAUUAACCUCAUCUCACACUUCUAAGAGAUUCUUUCUCAUCUCUAAUGUAUUUUACUGAUGUAAAACUUCUGACAAAGUGGGGGGGAAAAAACUCCCUAUCUAAAUGAGGCCAGCAAAGCAGAUGCAGGUAUGAGAGGAGGGUGUACAAGUGAUGUUCUGUUUUAAUGACGGACAGGUAUGUGACAGAUAAAAUAAUUCUACCUGAUUUAAUGCACGAAUGCAAUCUAUUUCUACUUAUGAAACAGUUGCUUUCUUAACCCCAUGGAAUAAUUGCACUGGGUUAUGAAACCACCAAAAGCAUUGGCUGUUUUAAAAAAAAUAUAUAUAUAUAUUUGAUUUAUUGAAUUUUUUUUAAUGAUCCCCCCCCCCCCCCACAUAAGCCCCCUUGUACAUUCUGGCCUGCCUUGUCUUUCUCCAAAAACACGUAUCUAUCCUGAACCUUACAUGAGUCUUGAGCUCAGCCAACUGCUGGCAGUGAUUGCUGCCAUACCGAAUAUGGCCUGUACAGUGUAGGAUGCUCCUCUGCAGUGGUGCAAUACAGCACAGUAGAAACAGUAUGACUGCCACCCAGUGGUAAAUAGCCAACACAUCAAAUAAUCUUCCCCCUAGUGGACGCUGGUGAAACAAAUCAAAAUACACUUGAUUCAGAGUGAAAUGAUGACUUAAUGUUAGCUAAAAUUAUAAUAAUAUUGCUGAAAAUAAUUGCUACAUUUUCCAUAGUUAAAAGAAUAUAUGAUUAUAAAUAGCAUUAAAAUUGCUUUAGGUAAUUCUACAAGUUAGAUUGUUUAUUAGCAUACAAUCCAAUUCUUUUGCACAUUGGGCAUUUUAUCUACACUUAAAAAUGGGUGAGAUGUAUGUAUAAGUUUACAUUAGAAGCAAUUUGUUCAAACAUGAAUCCUUUAUGAAAUCCCUCACAUAGUGAGUUCUCAGUGUUGCUGUUAUUAGUCACUAAAUUAACAGAGUGUUAGGAGUCUUAGUCUUAGGAGAGUUAGUAUUGCUCUUACUGCCAGAGCGGCUGAAACUCACACUGCCAAUCCAAGAGUCUCACGUCUGCUGUCGUUACAAGGACACACAGCUCACUUAGUACACGUACACUACUAAAACGUGUUGUUUUACUGUAUACUUCUGUAUUAGUGGCAUUUCAGUAGCUCUGUACCACUUCUGUAUUUCUAACAGCUGAAACUCACACUGCCAAGCCAAGUGUCUGACGUCUGGUCUCUGCUUCCCACAUUCCAAACAGGUCAAAAGACCACUGAUCUGAAGUCAGUGUAGUUCAGCAGAAAAGUAAAUUUCAUUACGAAUGGAUCUAGGAGGAUAAUCCAUUAAAUGAGAUGAAAUAUGAGUGAUACCUGAUAUUAACUCUGGCAGAACACAACUAUUUUUCCUUAUGAGAAUUACUGUUCAAAUUAUUGUUAGCAAAGACAAGCUAUGAUACAUACCGCAACAUAUUGUGUGUUAAUAUAUUACAUGCCUAGCAAACUGCCUCCUAUAACUCUGAAAGAGACUGUCUUACAGACCAAGGCUAGAUAGCUAGACAUUUGAAUUAUAUAAGCACAGGCUGGUACUGACCUCUCCACAUUUUCUCACUGCAUUUUAAAGAGUUUCAACAAUAUUUUUUAAUGCAUCCAGCAGCUGUAAGUGUAAUUCUAUCUUAAUCAAAAUAACAAAUUCAUGUCUGCACCCAAGGCCACUGACAUUAAGCAAAUUACAGUAUUUUAUAGUAAGUCGACAUCUUGCAGCAAAGUCCUGUGUUUUGCUUACAUCAGAACACUCCAUUCAACACACACCAAAUCUGCAACUUUCCUCUGAAUGUUCAGCUGUCUAUCUGCAUUUGUGAUCGUGUUGCUCAUGCUCCCUUCAUGACUAUGCACCUCAAACUUUUGACUUGUUAAAAAAAAAAUACAUACCAGAAAUAAAAUGUUCAUUGAAGUUCCCAGAGCA
Molecule: messenger RNA, 7389 nt
Organism: Scatophagus argus
Lineage: Eukaryota; Metazoa; Chordata; Actinopteri; Scatophagidae
Gene: scn4ba
Product: sodium channel, voltage-gated, type IV, beta a
Exons: 5
Coding region: 661-1362 (233 amino acids)
Biological process (GO): regulation of sodium ion transmembrane transporter activity; regulation of ventricular cardiac muscle cell membrane repolarization; cardiac muscle cell action potential involved in contraction
Cellular component (GO): membrane; voltage-gated sodium channel complex
Molecular function (GO): sodium channel regulator activity; transmembrane transporter binding
Source: RefSeq, a predicted model, not a curated record